Molecule: messenger RNA, 700 nt
Organism: Sitophilus oryzae (rice weevil)
Lineage: Eukaryota; Metazoa; Arthropoda; Insecta; Coleoptera; Curculionidae
Product: adhesion G protein-coupled receptor L4-like
Exons: 4
Coding region: 176-661 (161 amino acids)
Source: RefSeq, a predicted model, not a curated record
GGGCAUUUGAAGUAUGUCUUCGUAGAAGAACCGCGACAUCAUUGCAACCCAUCCCCAUACGGUGCAAAUGCUCUUUGCAGAGGACAAAACGGAGCGGGCUCUUGCUCUUGUAUUACAGGGUUUUUCGGCGAUCCCUGUUCAGGUUGUCGUCCCGAAUGAACCAUAACUACGCAAUAUGAAAUGCGUAGACCCUUGCCCUGGAACUUGCGGUGUUAACGCAGAAUGUUCUGUUAUUAAUCAUAAUCCACAAUGUUAUUGCACUCCCGGCUACACAGGAAAUGCGUUAAUUUUGUGCCGAAAAAUUGAACCCAUUGUUGUUGAAGCGCCAAAAGAAAAGCCUUAUGUCCCAUCACCUUGCGGCCCUUACAGCACGUGUCGCAGUCAAGGACAAAGACCGGUGUGUUCUUGUAUAUCAGGCUAUUACGGAUCUCCCCCCAUGUGUAAACCUGAAUGCAUUAUCAACUCUGAAUGUACUUUAUACAAGACAUGCCAAAAUCAAAAAUGCGUUGAUCCUUGUCCGGGAAUAUGUGGCAUUAAUGCUCUAUGCAGAGUCGUAAACCAUAGCCCUAUUUGUAGCUGCCCUCAGUCCUUUGAAGGAGAUCCCUUUAUUAGAUGUUUACCGGAAAUAAAACCGCCAGUUGCUAUCCGGGGUCACGUCUGAAAGCGACUGCCCAUCAGCUUCACCCGAAAGUGACAGAAG